Callorhinus ursinus (northern fur seal) is the source of this 3144-nucleotide messenger RNA. The record is from RefSeq and is a predicted model, not a curated record. NCBI's taxonomy places the organism in Eukaryota, Metazoa, Chordata, Mammalia, Carnivora, Otariidae.
CCUCAGCCCCCUAGGUCAGCAUCAUGAUACCAUCCACUUUCGUCAACUCUUAUGUCCAGAUCCCUUCUGUGAGGUGUGUAAUAGCACAACGGCUGAGGUCAAUCGGCUGCUGUUCUCAGAGGCCCUGGAAGAUGCUACUCCCUCCGUGAUCCCCUUGGUUUCCACAGCUCCUGUGACUGACUCAUCCUUCACUUCAUUCCCUGACUUCUCAGCAGUCCGUUCAGGAGACCUAUUACCAGUGCCUUUGCCUGAGCCUUCCCCACCCCACCCCACUAUCUUCUCACCUAACCCAGUGACCUCUUUAGCUGACUUUUUCUUACCCUCACCCCCUGGGCAGUCCCUGCCACUAGAGCCAAAUACCUUGGAUUCUGAAUUCCCAGUGACCCAUUCCAUACCCCAGCCCCUCGCCUUUCCCCCUCUCCUACUACAUGACAUUCAGAAAGGGGAUCCUGUCGUCCAACUAGAGGCCACUUUACCUCUGAAUACCAUCUCUGCUCUUGACCCCACCAUUUCACAAGAUAUCACCCUCUUACCAAAUCUGUCCCAGGCAAGGAAUCCCACUGAUUCGUUUGCUUGUCAUCAUACACCACCAACCUUGUCUGUUUUACCACCGCCAGACUGCACUUUAACUGUGACUCAAUCUAAAUCAAUGUCCAUCUCAAUGAAGCCUGAUCCUGUGAAGUCAUCUCCAGAUAGCCCUGGUAGGUUGUCCACUUAUGUCCCAACAAUUAGAGGUAGUGACUGCUCAAGCCUGUCAGUUUCAGAAUUCUCCUGUUGUCAGGCUCAGGCCAAGAACGUGUACCUUCCCACAUCAGCACACUCCAAUUUUCAGCAAGAGCAAGUUUACCUCCAUCUACCAGAAACCUAUCUCUGGAGAGACUCUGCUACUAAGCACAAGGAGGUCAGUGCAAUUUCUUUCCCUGGCCUUCACUUCCAGGCACUCUUGGAGAGAGAAAUGAAGAAUAGAAUGGCUUUCCAGAUUUUAAAGAAGAAAGUAAAAGAGGAGGGGCCAUUUUCCAAACAAAUGUGGUCAGAAUACCAAUGGACAUCUGAAGGGAAUUUGCUGCAGCCAUUUGAUGUACAGGUCACCACAGCCCCCCAAACUGGCUGGAAUAUUGAAGGCAAACCAGAGCAGCUGCACAUUUAUCAGCAGCUCCUCCACGUCAAGUCUUUGGGGGAGAACUUGCCUCAGAAAUAUAGCCAAUUCUUCUGGGGUCUUCCUUCUUUGCACAGUGAGUCCUUAGUAGCCACUCUCCUGUUUUCUAGUAGUACUUCCCCACUAGGGUCUCACUUUGUCUUAUUCAAUGGAAUUCAUAAUACCUCUGCAGUCAAAAUGCACAAUCUAGUAUCUGCACCACUUUCUCGUUCCCAUCACCUUCCUCUCCCCAGUGUACAUCUCCAACCCUUGCCUCAAACCCUGUUCCAAUCCCAGCCCCUACCUUUCACUCAGGUGAACACCCAGGCCCAUUUUCAAUCCCGCCUCCCAAUCAUACCAUCUUCUUCAUCCCAGGUUAGGGACUGUGGAGUGUCUUUCCAUAGAUCCAAGAAUGAGUCAGACUCUCAUACCUUGACUGAACAUCAACACCUGGAAUGCCAUCUGUUGCAGAAGCAACAGGAAAGCUUGUGGGGUUUAGUCCCUGUGUUCCAGAAAUCUCAAGAAACCAUUUGUCCUCGAGCUCCCAACCUUCCAUUGGUUAGCCGGUCAUCCCAUGCCCACGUACCAGUCUCCAUCCUUCCUGGCCAUUUUCAUAUCACCUGUGAACCCCAGGACACAUGGGAGUUACAUAGUCCAAGGGAGGUAAUCCCAUGCUCCUGCCCCCAUGACUGUAGAAACCUAGAGUCCCUAGCACUGAUGGAGCCUCAGUGUAAAUUAACAGGAAUCUCUCAGCGAAAAAGCAGACAUGUUCACUCACAAUUCUAUGAGCUUCAGGGCCAUAGUAGCAAGGAUCUAGCAAAGACUGAACUGAAUCUCUCAGGAAGAUUCCGUGAGAGGGUCCCAAGAAAGUCCCAGCUAAGGAAGGAUAUGAGGAGGAAUCUUGGGUAUAUCCUAGAGAAGAGCCCACAAAGGGUCUCAGAAUGCUACCUAGUGAAGGGUCGCAGGGCUGCCUUGGAGACAACAAGUAACUGUGUGUGUCAUUCAAGGAAUCACUCAGGGAAUGAAUUAUUAAAUGUCUCAAGGAAGGAGACAGACCAGAAUCAAAUCAAAAGCGCUCUUAGAUUAUAUAUGAGCAAGAAGUUUUGGCAGAUCACAGCGGGUAGGAUUCCUAUAGGUGUGUGUUAUUCAUGGCUGGCUGAUGACAAUACAUUGCCUUUCUCUGGGAGUUCCCAGACUACCUCAGAAAACACAAAUUCAAAAAAGACUCUGGUGGGUAGGGUUUACUGCCAGGUCACCACUCUAGGACUUUCUUUUCUUGAUCCCAAUACACGACAGGUACUAGAGGCACAUAUUAUAAGAUUUCGCAUGAGUCAGAGGUGGGGUCUACCCCUCAGGGUUCUUGAAUCCAUAAAAUUCUCUAUGUUGAGAGAAGCCAAAACAUGGCCUCUUCCCCAAGUUGACUUUCCCUCCUCAGCCAUGCAUAUUUCUGGGGUGGAUUCCAAAGCUGAGUUUUUUAAACCCCUUGAGGGAAGCUCCAAAACUUUUUUGGGAAACAGGGUGAGAACAGCAAAUUCAGUCCCCACCCUGGAUCAUCCUCUCCCUACUAUGUUAUCUGUGGGCAAUGCAGGACGGGGGGUCCUGAAGGCAUCACACUCUCACACUGACCAUAGUCCUGCCCAGUGUAUCCAGAUACCUGAGUGUGGCAGCCAGACUUUUCAGCCCCUUACACACAGCAUCGGAGCUCAGGUCAGACCCAGUGAGACUGUACCAGAAAACACAUGUGGCCCAGAGGUGCCCACAAGGCAAGCUGCGGCUGGACAUGAGCCAAGGCAUGAGAAUGUGGGUUCCAGCAACAGAGUAGAAAUGGUACAGGGCAAAGUGAUGGUGGAGAAGAAUUUAGAAGAAUUUGCCAUGUCCAACCUGUCCACGGAUAUAUUCGACACCGAGGAGCUCCGUACUCUUCAAUCCCAAUCUUGUGACACCUUGACAACCAAAUGAACAGUUUCCUCCUGAAAGUUACUUCAGAAAAAAGAUGAGGCACUUUCUUC